Antrostomus carolinensis (chuck-will's-widow) is the source of this 947-nucleotide messenger RNA. RefSeq names its product XK-related protein 4. Gene Ontology annotation, biological process: engulfment of apoptotic cell; phosphatidylserine exposure on apoptotic cell surface; apoptotic process involved in development. The record is from RefSeq and is a predicted model, not a curated record. Lineage: Eukaryota; Metazoa; Chordata; Aves; Caprimulgiformes; Caprimulgidae. The annotation marks the transcript as partial. Gene Ontology annotation, cellular component: plasma membrane. The transcript has a single exon.
GUCUUACUGCUGCAGCAUCUCUUGUAUCCCUGGCUUGGGCUUUGGCUUCCUACCAAAAGGCCCUCCGUGACUCCCGUGAUGACAAGAAACCCAUCAGUUACAUGGCUGUUAUAAUCCAGUUUUGCUGGCAUUUCUUCACAAUUGCAGCAAGGGUUAUCACUUUUGCUCUGUUUGCCUCGGUUUUCCAGCUGUACUUUGGGAUCUUCAUCGUGCUGCACUGGUGCAUCAUGACCUUCUGGAUCGUCCACUGCGAGACAGAGUUUUGCAUCACUAAAUGGGAGGAGAUAGUUUUCGACAUGGUUGUUGGGAUAAUCUAUAUCUUCAGCUGGUUCAAUGUCAAGGAAGGAAGGACACGCUGUAGGCUUUUCAUUUAUUAUUUUGUGAUCCUUUUAGAAAACACCGCCUUGAGCGCUCUCUGGUAUCUGUACAAGGCCCCACCCAUCUCUGAUGCAUUUGCCAUACCAGCACUCUGUGUAGUGUUCAGCAGCUUUUUAACAGGCAUUGUUUUUAUGCUCAUGUACUAUGCCUUCUUUCACCCCAACGGACCAAGGUUUGGGCAGUCGCCAAGCUGUGCUUGUGAGGCCCCUGCCACUGCCUUCAGCCUACCCCCAGAAGUGGCAACAAACACUCUACGGUCCAUCUCCAACAACCGGAGUGUCACGAGCGAGCGGGAUCAAAAAUUCGCAGAGAGGGAUGGGUGUGUGCCUGUCUUUCAGGUGAGACCCACUGCACCGUCCACACCUUCAUCCCGACCACCAAGGAUUGAGGAGUCUGUCAUUAAAAUCGAUCUGUUCAGGAACAGAUACCCAGCAUGGGAGAGACACGUGUUGGACAGGAGCCUGAGGAAGGCGAUCCUAGCGUUUGAAUGUUCCCCUGCUCCUCCACGGCUACAGUAUAAAGAUGAUGCUCUUAUCCAGGAGCGCUUGGAAUAUGAAACCACAUUGUAA